AUGGAUGGGCGGGUGUUGUUGUGGGGCAUGUGUCGCCAUGCCAGCAAGUGGUGGGUGGAGUGGAGUGUGCGUGUAAGGGGCUCCUUCCAUGCUCAGGCGCACCCUCCCCUGCCCUCACAUUCCCCUCUUUCCCUCAUUCCCCGUUCCCCUCAUUCCCAUGAUUCCCCCCGUUCCCCUCAUUCCCCCCUUCCCCGUCCAGCUCCUUCCAUGCUCAGGCGCACCCUCCCCUGCCCUCACAUUCCCCUUGCUGACCUAAUCAGGGCCACCAAUGGGUGGGCAGAGGGGCGGAGGGUGGGGGGAGGCAGGUGGAGUGAUGUGUACCGGGGGGAAUGGGGGGAAUCGGGGGAAUCGGGGCGGAGGGCGGAGGGGGGAAAGAGCGAGGAGAGGAGUGAGGCGGAGAGCGAUGGUGGGAAUGGAAGAGGGGGAGAGGGGAAGCAGGACGGGGGAGAGGGGAAGCAGGACGGGGGAGAGGGGAAGCAGGAAGGGGGAGAGGAGGGGGGCGCGUUGCAGAGGAAGCAGGGGAUGCGUGCAGGGAGGGGGAGGGCGCGGGGGCGGGGGGGCGUGUGGGCAGUGAAGCGCAUGAGAGGGGGGCCGCCGUGGGAGUCACUGGAGGCCCACGCGCUGGCCUUGGCGCGGGUGGGGCACCCCAACGUGCUCCGCCUCGUGGGGUGGUGCAGCUGGCAGGCUGGGGGGGGCAUCGAGGGGCUGCCAGAGGCAGGGCAGAGGGGAGUGCAGGAGGGGGGAGGGGAGGGGGGUAUGCAGGAGGGGCGGGCGCGGGGAGAGGAAAGGGGCGGGCAGGAAAGGGGAGCGAAGGGGGGUGGGAAGGAGAGGGGAGAGGAGGGGAGCAGGCAGGAGGAGGGAGAGGAGAAGGGCGGGCAGGAGGGGGGAGAGGAGGGGCAGGUGUUGGUGUAUGAGUGGAUGGAGAGGGGCAGCUUGCAGGCAGUGCUGCAGGCAGCCGCGCAGGCGGGCAGCAGCCCCUUGUCCCUGCGGCAGCGGGUGGGCAUCACGGUGGGGGUGCUGAGGGCGCUCAAGGCGGUGCAGAGCCACGGGCAGGUGCACGGCGACCUCAAGCCCUCCAACGUGCUGCUCACUGUUGCCUGGGAGGCGCGGGUGGGCGACUGGAGUGCGGUGCGCAUGGGGCAGCGCGUGCACGUGGACAUGGGCGGGCAUCAGGAAGACAUGUUCAGGUGGGACCCACAUGUUCAGGUGGGGCCCACAUGUUCAGGUGUUCAGUGUGGGAGUGCUGCUGCAACAGCUGCUUAUUUCAUCUCUCCUACCUCACCCUUUCGCCCUCCCUCUGCCCCUUUUCCUCCGCCCCUUCGAGCCUCCCUGCUGCAAGGGGAGCGGACAGGAGAAAGGCUAGAUAGCAGAGAGGGGGACAGCGGAGAGAGACGAGAGGGUGGGGGGCAGAGCAUAGGGAGAUGGAGCGGGCUGUUCUGGGGGAGUGGCACGGGCAUAUGGGAUGGGCAGGGCAGUGGCGGUGCACUGGGCACACGGCUGGCAAUGCUGGGUUCAGAGGAUAGUCGCGAGUUUGUGGUGUAG
Messenger RNA from Closterium sp. NIES-65, 1542 nucleotides. NCBI's taxonomy places the organism in Eukaryota, Viridiplantae, Streptophyta, Zygnematophyceae, Desmidiales, Closteriaceae. The record is from the annotation of a GenBank genome assembly.